GCGCAUGCUUUCCAGUAUGCCCGAGUCCAUCGUUUCGCAGCCGCCACCAACGCAUCGUUCAUAGCCUUCACGGAAAGAGGGCGAUGGCGUCUUCGGGGUCGGCGUGGGCGAAACCGAUCUCUUGGGCGUUGGACGCCGAGCAGCACGAGGCCGCCAUGGCCGUCGCCAAGGACGACUCCUCCUCCACAUCCGACGCCUCAGACCAGCAGCAGCGGGACUUCCCUUCCCUCGCCGCCGCCACCAAAGGCUCCAAGAAGAAGAAGAAGGCGCAGAGCAUGUCCCUCGCCGAGUUCACCACCGGCAAGCCCGUCUCCCACAAUUCUUCUGCUCGCCUCGCCUUCUCCUCCUCCUCCUCCGCGGGCCUCACCCCCGACGAGCUCCUCCUCCUCCCCACCGGCCCCCGCGAGCGCUCCGCCGAGGAGCUCGAACGAUCCUCUUUCCGCGGCUUUGGCCAGUCCUACGGCGGCGCCCGCGGCCGGGCCGCCGCAUCCGGGGAGGACCCCAACCCGUCCCGCUGGGGCUCGUCCAGGCCUUCUGACGAGCCGAGGAGGGGUGGUUUCGGCGGAUCUGGCGGUGGAUCCGACAGGGAUCUGGGGCCGUCCCGUGCCGAUGAGGUCGAUGACUGGGGAUCGGCGAAGAAAUCCAUGGUUCCAGAGAGGAGGGAGAGGGGAGGAGCAGGGGGCUUCUUUGAGUCUCAGUCCAAGGCGGACGAAUCGGACAGCUGGAUCUCGAGCAAGAGAACUGCGCCGCCGGCAGACGGCCGGAGGUUCGGUAGCGGCGGCGGUUUCGAUGGACCCAGGGAAGGGAGGGGUGGUUUCGACAUGUUCACCAAGGAGGGAUCCAACGGAGGAGGCGCUGAUUCCGAAACAUGGGGGAGAAAAAAGGAUGUCGCAGGUUCUGAUGCAUGGAGGAGGGAGGAGGAAAAAGGCAGCGAUGGAAGGCGUAGGCUUGUGCUGCAGCCCCGCUCGCUGCUGUUGUCCAAUGGAAACAACGGGGAACCGGCCCAUGGAGAGCAGGACAAAGGAGCAACGGAGAAGAAGACCAAGGGUUCGAACCCCUUUGGAGAGGCUCGUCCACGAGAAGAGGUAUUAGCAGAAAAGGGGCAGGACUGGAAGCAGAUCGAUGAGAAGUUGGAAACCAGGAAGAUCGGUGAUGCUCCGCCAGAAAGGUCUUCGUUUGGCAAGAAGGUUUAUGGGGCAGCAAAUGGGACUCAAAGGUCGCCUGAGGGCCGCACAGACAGGGCUUGGAGGAACCCCGACGCAGCUGCGGCAUCAACUCCAAGGGAAGACAAGAUUGAGAACACAGCACCUGAAAUUUGAAAGCUAUACAAAUGAUGGCCUCAGAAAUACAGAUUCAUCCAACCGAUAGGCCAUCCAGUGAUUGGAAACUUCUACACGAUGAGACAAUUUUGUUAGAUAAGUUUCUUAGCGUGUUACUUGUUAUUAGUUGCAGAGUGAGGAUAGUGCGUCUAGAUCUAAGGUCGCGACUGCAUUUUUGUAAGGUUCUUUGUGCUAUGGAGGAUUUUGUUUUUAAUAUUUGAUAGCAUCAUUUGACAUAUUCUAAGAAUGUCAUCUGUCUUUGAUUCCAAAUUGUAGUUGAAUGUCAACAUUUGUGCUCUCUGAGCCUGACCGUGCCAUCAUGUGACAUUCCAGACAAUUUCAUGCUAUUAAAAUCUAUUUCAGCUA
Musa acuminata subsp. malaccensis (wild Malaysian banana) is the source of this 1685-nucleotide messenger RNA. RefSeq names its product eukaryotic translation initiation factor 4B3. Gene Ontology annotation, molecular function: translation initiation factor activity; mRNA binding. Lineage: Eukaryota; Viridiplantae; Streptophyta; Magnoliopsida; Zingiberales; Musaceae. The record is from RefSeq and is a predicted model, not a curated record.